UGGCCGCUGGAGUUCAAGUGGACGCACAAUGACAGUGAGCUCACCACCUACAGCAGCGAAUAUAAGUAUAUUAUUCCGUCUUUACAGAGGCUGGAUGCUGGGUUUUACCGCUGUGUGGUUCGGAACAGGAUGGGAGCUCUCUUACAAAGAAGAUCAGAAGUUCACGUCGCAUAUAUGGGGAAUUUCAUGGAUACAGACCAGAGAAAAAUGGUCUCGCAAGGACAGGCAGCCGUUCUCAACCUCCUGCCCCUCGCCAGCUGCCCCAGACCUCAAGUGACUUGGUUCCGAGAAGGACACAAGAUUAUCCCAAGCAACCGAAUAGCCAUCACACUGGAGAACCAGCUGGUGAUCCUUGCGGCGACGGCCGGGGACGCGGGGGCCUACUACGUGCAGGCGGUCAACGAGAGGAACGGCGAGAACCGGACCAGCCCGCCCCUUCACCUGAGCGUAGCGCGGGAUGUCGGCGCUCCUGAAGCCACGGCCCCCGUCAUCGUGGUCCCCCCGCGCAACAGGAGUGUGGUGGCCGGGUCCAGCGAGGCCACCUUGGAGUGUGUGGCCAGUGCCAGGCCUGUGGAGGAGCUGAGUGUGACCUGGAAGAGAAACGGGGUGACAGUCACCAGCGGGCUCCACAGCUUUGGGAGGCGCCUCACCGUCAGCAACCCGACCUCAGCGGACACUGGGCUGUACGUCUGCGAGGCGGCGCUGCGGGGGAGCGGCUUUCAGCCGGCCAGAGCCAGCGCCUUCCUCUCUAUCAUAGAGCCACCGUAUUUCACCGCUGAACCUGCGAGCCGGAUGUCGGCGGACGUGGGAGAGUCCGUGGACCUGGUGUGCGGAGCCGCGGGGGCCCCUCCUCCCGCCCUGCAGUGGUACAAGGAUGCUGUGCCCGUCAGCGCACUUCGGAACCCUCGCUACCAAGAGCUCCCCAGCGGGGGCCUGCGCAUCCAGAAGCUGCGUCCCGAGGACUCUGGGAUCUUACAGUGCUUUGCCAGGAACGAGGGCGGGGAGAUCCAGACCUGCACCUACCUGGACGUCACCAAUGUUGCUCCAGCCUUCACCCAGCUGCCCGUGGACACCACGGUCACCGACGGGAUGACGGCCGUCCUGAGCUGUGGAGUGUCUGGGGCUCCCAGGCCUGCCAUCACCUGGAGGAGAGGAAACCGCAUUCUGGCCAGUGGCUCUGUGAGGAUCCCUAGGUUCGUGCUCCUGGAGUCUGGGGGUCUGCAGAUCACCCCCGUCUUCAUCCAGGAUGCUGGCAACUACACCUGCUACGCAGCCAACACGGAGGGGUCCCUGGACGCGUCCGCAGCGCUGACCGUGUGGAAUCGAACGUCCAUCGUUAACCCUCCGGAGGACCUCGUGGUGAUUAAGGGGACCACGGCCACGCUGCACUGCGGAGCCACGCACGACCCCCGUGUUCCUCUCCGCUACGUCUGGAAGAAGGACAGCGUGGUCAUCACCCCAUCCAGCAGCUCCAGGAUCGUGGUGGAGCAGGACGGGUCCCUCCUCAUUAGCCAGACGUGGUCGGGGGACAUCGGAGACUACACCUGCGAAAUUGUUUCUGAGGGUGGGAACGACUCCAGGGCAGCCCGCCUGGAGGUGAUUGAACUGCCUCACUCCCCUCAGAACCUCCUGGCCAGCCUGAAUUCCUCCCACAGCCGCACGGUGACGCUCUCCUGGGUCCGACCCUUUGAUGGAAACAGCCCAGUUCUUUAUUACAUCGUGGAGCUGUCUGAAAACAACUCUCCGUGGAAAGUGCAUCUGUCAAACGUCAGCCCCGAGAUGACAGGCGUCACCGUGCGUGGCCUGACCCCGGCCCGCACCUACCAGUUCAGAGUGUGCGCUGUGAACCACGUGGGCAAAGGCCAGUACAGCGCCGAGACCAGCAGGUUGAUGCUACCUGAAGAACCACCCAGUGCUCCCCCGAAAAAUAUCGUGGCCAGUGGGCGCACCAAUCAGUCCAUCAUGGUCCAGUGGCAGCCGCCCCCAGAAACAGAGCACAACGGGGUGCUGCGGGGGUACAUCCUCAGGUACCGCCUGGCUGGCCUCCCGGGGACGCACCAGCAGAGGAACAUCACCAGCCCGGAGGUCAGCUACUGCCUGGUGACGGAGCUGAUCAUCUGGACCCAGUAUGAGAUUCAGGUGGCCGCGUACAACGGGGCGGGCCUGGGCGUCUUCAGCAGAGCGGUGACCGAGUACACCUUACAAGGCGUGCCCACCGCGCCCCCGCAGAACGUGCAGACGGAGGCCGUGAACUCCACGAGCGUCCAGUUCCUGUGGAGCCCCCCGCCGCAGCAGUUCAUCAACGGCAUCAACCAGGGCUACAAGCUUCUGGCGUGGCCGGCCGACGUCCCCGAGGAUGUCACGGUGGUCACCAUCGCUCCAGAUUUCCACGGAGUCCACCACGGGUUCAUAACUAACCUGAAGAAGUUUACCGCCUACUUCACGUCGGUCCUGUGCUUCACCACUCCAGGGGACGGGCCUCCGAGCACGCCUCAGCUCGUCUGGACCCAUGAGGACAAGCCGGGAGCUGUGGGGCAUCUGAGUUUCACGGAGAUUCUGGACACAUCUCUCAAGGUCAGCUGGCAGGAGCCCCUGGAAAAGAACGGCGUCAUUAUAGGCUACCAGCUCUCCUGGGAGGUGUACGGGCGGAACGACUCCCGGCACACGCGCGCUCUCAACAGCACGGUGCACGAGUACACGAUCCGGGGGCUGGCCUCCCUCACCACCUACACCAUCGACGUGGCUGCCGUCACCGCGGCUGGGGCUGGCCUGGCCACCUCGUCCACCAUCUCCUCCGGCGUGCCCCCAGAGCUUCCCGGGGCCCCAUCCAACCUGGUCAUUUCCAACAUCAGCCCUCGCUCCGCCACACUCCAGUUCCGCCCAGGCUACGACGGGAAGACGGCCAUCUCCAGGUGGAUCGUGGAGGGACAGGUUGGAGCCGUGGGCGAUGAGGAGGAGUGGGUGAGCCUCUACGAGGAGGAGAGUGAGCCCGACGCCCAGACGCUGGAGAUCCCGAACCUCACGCCCUACACUCAGUACAGGUUCCGAAUGCGGCAGGUGAACAUCGUGGGCGCCAGUCCCUUCAGUCCGUCUUCCCGGGUCAUCCAGACCCUGCAGGCGCCCCCGGACGUGGCCCCCACCAGUGUCACUGUGCGAACCGCCAGCGAGACCAGCCUGCGGCUCCGCUGGGUGCCGCUGCCCGAUUCCCGGUACAACGGGAACCCCGAGUCCGUGGGCUACAGGAUCAAGUACUGGCGCCCAGACCUCCAGGCUGCCGCUCUGACCCAGGUCGUCAGCGACCGGCUGGAGAGGGAGUUCACUGUGGAGGGGCUGGAGGAGUGGACGGAGUACGAGCUGAAGGUGCAGGCCUUCAACGCCAUCGGGGCUGGGCCCUGGAGCGAGGCCGUGCGAGGCCGCACGCGGGAGUCAGUUCCUUCAGCCGCCCCUGAAAAUGUGUCGGCCGAGGCUGUCAGCUCCACCCAGAUUCUGCUGACGUGGGCUUCGGUGCCGGAGCAGGACCAGAACGGGCUAAUCCUGGGCUACAAGAUUCUGUUCCGGGCCAAAGACCUGGAUCCUGAGCCCAGAAGCCACGUGGUGCGAGGGAACCACACGCAGUCGGCGCUGCUGGCAGGUCUGGGGAAGUUUGUGCUGUACGAACUCCAGGUGCUUGCGUUCACCCGCAUCGGGAAUGGGGUCCCCAGCACACCCCCCAUCCUGGAACGGACCAAGGAUGACGCCCCAGGCCCCCCCGUGAGGCUCGUGUUCCCGGAGGUGAGGCUGACAUCUGUGCGGACCGUGUGGCAGCCCCCGGAGGAGCCCAACGGCGUCGUUCUGGGGUACCAGAUCGCCUACCGCCUGGCCAGCAGCAGCCCCAACACCUUCACCACCGUGGAGGUCGGCGCCACCGUGAGGCAGUUCACGGCCACCGAGCUGGCCCCCGAGUCUGCCUACCUCUUCAGGCUGUCGGCCAAGACCAGACAGGGCUGGGGGGAGCCCCUGGAGGCCACUGUCAUCACCACUGAGAAGAGAGAGCGGCCGGCACCCCCCAGGGAGCUCCUGGUGCCCCAGGCGGAAGUGACGGCCCGCAGCCUGCGGCUGCAGUGGGUCCCAGGCAGCGACGGGGCCUCCCCCAUCCGGUACUUCACUGUGCAGCUGCGCGAGCUGCCCCGGGGAGAGUGGCAGACCUAUUCCUCGUCCAUCAGCCACGAAGCCACGGCCUGUGUCGUCGAAAGGCUGAGGCCCUUCACCUCCUACAAGCUGCGCCUGAAGGCCACCAAUGACAUUGGGGACAGUGACUUCAGUGUGGAGACAGAGGCUGUGACCACACUGCAAGACGUUCCGGGAGAGCCUCCAAGUUUUAUCUCCGUGACCCCACACACCACCUCGUCUGUGCUGAUCCAGUGGCAGCCCCCGCGGGACGAGAGCCUGAACGGCCUCCUGCAGGGCUACAGGAUCUACUACCGGGAGCUGGAGUACGAGGCGGCCGCAGCCUCCGAGGCCAAGACGCUCAAAAGCCCCUCCGCGCUGCGGGCCGAGCUCACAGCCCAGAGCAGCUUCAAGACCGUGAACAGCAGCUCCACGUUAACGAUGUACGAAUUAACACAUCUGAAGAAGUACCGGCGCUACGAGGUGCUCAUGACCGCCUACAACAUCGUCGGCGAGAGCCCGGCCAGCGCGCCCUUGGAGGUCUUUGUCGGCGAGGCUGCCCCGGCCAUGGCCCCGCAGAAUGUGCAGGUGAGCCCGCUCACGGCCAGCCAGCUGGAGGUCACGUGGGACCCACCGCCGCCCGAGAGCCAGAACGGGAACAUCCAGGGCUACAAGAUCUACUACUGGGAGGCAGGCAGCCAGAACGAGACGGAGAGGAUGAAGGUGCUGUUCCUGCCAGAGACCACGGUGAAGCUGAAAAACCUCACCAGCCACACCAAGUACCUGGUCAGCAUCUCGGCCUUCAACGCGGCGGGAGACGGUCCCCGGAGUGACGCCCGGCAGGGCUGCACCCACCAGGCCGCUCCUGGGGCCCCCAGCUUUCUGGCGUUCUCAGAAAUAACCUCCACCACGCUGAACGUGUCGUGGGGUGAGCCGGCGGCGGCCAACGGCGUCCUGCAGGGCUACCGAGUGGUGUACGAGCCCUUAGCGCCUGUCCAAGGGGUGAGCAAGGUGGUGACGGUGGACGUGAAGGGGAGCUGGCGGCGCUGGCUGAAGGUGCGGGACCUCACCAAGGGGGCGACCUACUUCUUCCGGGUGCAGGCGCGGACCAUCGCCUACGGGCCCGAGCUACAGGCCAACGUCACGGCCGGGCCUGCCGAGGGUUCCCCGGGCCCCCCCCGAGACGUCUCCGUCACCAAAUCUGCCUCUGAGCUGACCUUGCAGUGGACGGAGGGCAGCGCGGGCAGGACGCCCACCACGGGCUACAUCAUCGAGGCCAGGCCCUCAGAUGAAGGCCUGUGGGACAUGUUUGUGAAGGACAUCCCCCGGGGCGCCACGUCCUACGCCAUCAGCCUGGAUAAGCUCAGGCAAGGAGUGACUUACGAGUUCCGGGUGGUGGCCGUGAACCAGGUGGGCUACGGGGAGCCCAGCGGCCCCUCCACCGCCAUGUCAGCUCAGGUGGAAACCCCGUUCUACGAGGAGUGGUGGUUCCUCCUGGUGACAGCGCUGUCCAGCCUCAUCGUCCUCCUGCUGGUGGUGUUCGCGCUGGUCUUGCAUGGACAGAACAAGAGAUACAGGAGCUGCAGCACAGGGAAGAGCAUCUCCAACAUGGAGGAGUCUGUGACCCUGGAUAACGGAGGGUUUGCCGCCUUGGAGCUCAGCAGCCGUCACCUCAAUGUCAAGAACACUUUCUCCAAGAAGAACGGGACCAGGUCCCCGCCCCGGCCGAGCCCUGGCGGGCUGCACUACUCGGACGAGGACCUCUGCAGCAAGUACAACGGCGCAGUGCUGACCGAGAGCACAAACCUCAAGGAGAAGUCGGUGGACGCCUCAGAGUCCGAGGGCACCGACUCCGAGUCCGAGGAUGCGCCCCCCCAGCACUCGUUCGUCAACCACUACAUGAGCGACCCCACCUACUACAACUCGUGGAAGCGGCGCGCGGGCGCGGCCCCGCACAGGUACGAGGCGGUGGCGGGGGCCGAGGCGGGGGCGCCGCUGCACGCGGUGGUCACCACGCAGAGCGCCGUCUUCGCGCCCCCGGCCCGCGGCGCUCGGACUCCGCUCACCGGCUUCUCCUCCUUCGUGUGAGCGGCCGCGGACCCCGAGCCCAGUUUUGUUAAGACAAUCAACUCCAGGAACUGAGCUCCAGCUUUGGUUUCAGAGAGUCUGACGCCUGAGGAUUUUACCUACUUGCGAACGCAGGAUUUCCACUAGAAGGCUUUUGUUUUUUUUUUUUUUUAAUGGCCUUUUGUAACAUCGCUGCAGGAAACAGGUUUCUUUGGUUUUAUUUUCUUUUAAUGAGAAGGUGUAUUUCACUGGUGCAAGGGCUCAGCCCGGGGGACCUCGGAAGACCCUCCCCAGUCCUGGGUGCUCAGUCCUGGGCCAGCUAGCAGGACUGGAGACGGGGAAGAGCUGGGGGUGCAGGGAGACUCCACCUGCCUCCAGGCCGCUCGCUUCUCUCCUCCUGCGGGAGAACCAGCGGCUCAGCGGGGCUCCAUCCGCGCUCCGGGGUCUGACCUGGGCUCAGGGCCUCGCCACCCCGCUGCUGAGUCCAUCUCUGAAACGUUCCCACCCAGCAGUUUCUAGGCAGGGAUGGUUGCUGGCAACGGAGCCAGAGAUUCUAAGUGUACCUUCUGGGUCAUUCCGGUGGUGAGACAUUCCGGGCUUUUCCUCCCCUUCUUUCUUUUGACCGGAUAGUGCUGGCACAGGAAAACCCCCCGGGGCCGGGAGCCGCCGCGGCCCUCGGUGAGCGCCUUCCUCCCCAGCGCCCAGUGCACGGCCGCCCGCCAGCCCGGGGAAAACAGGACAGCGUCCGCAGAGUCGCUUGCUGUGUAAGAGGUGUGCAUUGUUAACCAGAGUAUUUUUUAAAUCUUUUUAUCUUUUUUUAAAAUCUGUCACAUGAAAUGAAUGAGUCUCUGCUGUCUCCAGGUGCCUUUUUAUUACUUGUUUAGCUUUGUGCGUGGGAAGGACGAAGAGCGACAGCGUCUCCAAACACAGCAAAACGGCUGUGAGAAGACGGGCCCCCCGCGCCCCAGACCCUCCCGAGCAUGCGGCCUCGGUCCUUCCCUGCCCCUGACCCCAGGCCAGCUCUUAGCCUUAAUGAGUUUUCUGGAAUCUCUUUUAUCCCUUUCAUUGGUACUGUUCUGUUGCAGUGUAUUAGCUAAAUGGAAAUAGCAUGAACUACUUUGAAAAUCUGAGUUCAAGCUGUCGCUGGGCCUCCAGCCCAUCACAUCAUUUGUGCAAAAGGUGUCUCAGGGGCAGGUGGCCCAGCCCCCUAGCCCAGGUCCCAGGUCUAGAAGUAACACGAGUGUGGCUGAGGCCAGGGGUGCGUGUGCCCUGGGGCUGCAAGAAGGCCCAUGUCCCCACCCCAAUGGAAGCCUGUCGACACCCUCUCCCCAGGGCACAAGGGAGCAAAGCAGGUACUGUCCUCCCGGGGGACCUGCCCGUCCCCAAGGGGUCAGUGACUGGGCCCAGUGACCAGCAGCGCCAGUCUCGUGGCCACAUGCGGAACAAGUGGGACACAUGGUCUCUGCGGGGCUCUCUUCUUCCUACGAGGGGCUGUCUUGGCCCUCCACUUUCAGAGUUGCUGAGUGUGGUCUCAGGAGACCAAAGAGAGUUUUGUGUUGUGUGAAAAAUAUUUUUCAGUUUUUCCAAAAGGUGUGGAAAAGUUCCUCUCUUCUCCCCCUCCCUCCCUCUGUUCCUUCCUUCCUUCCCUCCCUUUAUGAGUGGAGGACAAACAUUCUAAACCAAAAAUCCUAGCUGCUCUGUCCAAAGCCUCUCCUGCAUGAAAGUCGCCCCCACAGCCCCCCAGACAGACCCUCUCCCCGGGGCCCAGGGCUACCUCCAUCCUCCCGGCCCCAAAAGGGGAUAAGGACAGGAAACUCCAAGGCUGCCCCUCGAAUUUCUCGAAAGACAACCGACCGCCAGAGACGUGGACCAACGCUGCCUUCCGUGCGCUCUGCUCUCUAAGCCAUACGGACUUUGCUUUAAAUACAGGAAAGUGCUGAGACAUGUUAGGGUGAGGACGAUUUGGUUUGAGGUGUGUCUUGCUUUUGGGUUUUUGUGAAUGCAGGUCGCCUUUUUUCCCAGGCUCAUUACACUUCCUGCGUUCUCCCGGCUUUGAGUGAACUUCCUUUGGGGGAACUGUCUGCACGAGGUUGUGCGGGCUCCCGGCGGUGGGCAGUUGUUGGCGCCGGAGCUCAGGGGCUCUGGCCCGUGGGAGCCACUCACUGCAUUGGAGGACCAGAGUCAGAUGUCUCUGCUUAGGUCUCAGCCUCCAGACAGUGUGGGCUUUGAGAAGCGUUAACUCCUAACCUCUCCUCUUUAGGGAAGGAAAAAAAAAACACAUAAUAGGAAAAUGGAUAUUGGAUUUUAAUCUCAUUUCUGAACAAAGGACAGGUGACAUUUCUCUCCCCCAGGCCAGGGGACAUGUUCUCUCCUGCCUUCUUCUGUAGCGAUGCCCUUCAGGUGUCUCGUGCACAGCGGUGGCUGAGGUCUCUAUCCAAGGCCCCGAGGUUGGCAGGAGAGCUGCCCUUUCCCGGAGGAUGACGCAGCAAAGCAGCCGGCGGGGCCGUGCCCUCUGAGCUGCAGAGAUAAGUUUGCGUGGGGCUCCGGUCCCCACUGGGGGGGCACUCGCGUGCAGGUUUCCAGGCCCGGGAGCGGCAGGGGCGGUCACCGUGCCCAGCGGGCAUGGAGAACAUCUCCUCGACCACCUGCACCUCCUCCCUCUGAAUAAAUUGGCCCAAACUGAGGCCUCUCCUACCCUGGCUGUGCUUCUAAGGAGCGCUCGAUAAACGUCGUCACGGAAGAAGACAGGAUGUGAGGGCCUGCGGUCGCAGGAAGAAGCCGCGCGCUCUGUAAACUCCUUGUGAUGCUGUGCUCGCCCCUGACCACGACUGGACUGAAGCAUGGUGUUUGCAUAAUGGUUCUUAGCAUGGUUUUCAGUUUUUACGAAUCCCUGGCACACAGUGUCGUUUUUCUCCCAAUGAGCAAUCAGUCCGCUUAUCCAGAUGCUGCUCUUUCAUUCAGCAUCCCUGCAACGUGGACCAGCCAAAAGGUGGGAACUGGGGAAUCCACGAACUGAGCUGGUCGGCUGGGCGCCGCCCUUCCGGUCAGCCUUGCCUUCUGGCUUAUCGGUGACUUAGGUCAGUCCUUAAGUUUUCCCGGCAUUUUCUGGAAUUGUGCAGAAAACCAGAUCUCAUUUGAAAAAACAAAACAAAACAAAAAAAACACUUGUAGGAAGACAGAGAGGUGCUAUGGGUACAAUUUUUAAUAAAAACAUCAUUUUGUUCCUUACGCGCCUGUGAUUUUCUUCAUCAAGAGUUGCUGAAAUGACACCAA
Molecule: messenger RNA, 9486 nt
Organism: Camelus dromedarius (Arabian camel)
Lineage: Eukaryota; Metazoa; Chordata; Mammalia; Artiodactyla; Camelidae
Gene: SDK1
Product: sidekick cell adhesion molecule 1
Exons: 44
Coding region: 130-6234 (2034 amino acids)
Biological process (GO): cell-cell adhesion
Molecular function (GO): protein binding
Source: RefSeq, a predicted model, not a curated record